UCCAGACUCAACUAUAGAGGGGGCUAUUGCAUUUAGUAUAUUUGGAUAAUGUCAUUUUUAAUCUUUUGUUUUUUCAGGCCAUCUGAUGCCAAGAGUAAAUUGACCCCAGCUCAUCCAUUGGAGUAUUCUGAAAAGCAUUAUGUUGAAAACCAGCAAGAAAUCACCAUGCAGAUGCUACGAAACACACAGGGACUUCAUGCACCUCUGAAGCUAAGGUUAGAGCAACACAUGCUCAAACAGAUACCUAAAGGACCUUGUAUUGCAAGUACAAAUGUUGGUCUUGAAACCUUGACCGGAGAAGACGAAACCAUUGAUGUCAAGGAUGUUUUUAAUGCUCCUUAUGAUGCUGAGGUCAUGGGUCACCCACAAGCAAUGAUGGAGAGGAAACUUGGACUGCUAUGAACACCACCAUCUAUGUUGAACCAGCUUUAGUUUAGCCUUUCACGUACAGGCAUCUUUUCCUAUUUGUCUGAAAUUUUAUUAUUUUGGACUACUUCAAAUAUGUUAAACUAUUAGUAUGAAAAUUAAGUCAAGUAUAUAUAAAAUGUCGGAGUGCUUUAGAUGUGCACUCCUGGAAUCAAGAUUAAGAAAUGGACUAACAAGUAAAAACUCAAUACUGAAAUGCUAACUCUGUAUUUAGGAAACCACAACAUGUCAUUCAAGCAGUUCGUUUCUACACGUUCACACACUGUUGCUAUUAAACAACAUAGUGCGCAGACUUCAAAUCCAACAGUGAGCCCUCAUAAUUCGGACUGUUUAGUAUUAUACUACGAACUGCUCAGUUAAGUAACAUGCUCAUGGGACAGAUGUUGCGCUACAGUUUUUUUUAAGCCAAUAAAGAGAAUGAUGUUAGCUAUAGCUCACAUCCAUAGCCAUUAGUGAUAAUUUCGUCAAUCAACGAAUCAAUCUCCAUUCGUUGUCCAUUUGAGCACUUGAAGAUGCACUGCUGUCUGCUGAUUGUCGAUGGAAGACUGUCAUCGACAAUCAUUAGAAAUCAUCUGUUACGCACAUUGUUGCAUUUAAUUCUUCUCCAGACUUAAUAAUAAUCGUGAAGUAAUGAUGAAAUAUCGUGAAGUAAAUUUGCUGGUGUUGUAGUUGCAACAAGUACUCAAAUGACAGUUUCCAUUCCUCUGUUUUUAUGAUGUUUUACUACAGUAAUUACUUCAUUAUGUUUGCUUGAAAUGUCACAAAAGUUAGAAUUACUGUUGGUAUAAUUCCACCUCUGAUAUAAGCCUACCCUCAGUCUUACUCCCAAUUUUACGUACUAGCCUUCCCUCGGGCAAAAGUCCAGGGUACAGUAUGGUUUGAAUGAGUACUGUAACUAACCAUAGUUUUAUAAACAAUCUAAAAAGAAAAUGAAAUAUAUUGGUUUUGAAUUAGGCAUGCAGUACUGAAAAAUUACCUUUUGAUUGAAAUAGGGAUUCCCCGGGUAUAAACCAACCCCCCUCCCCCUCCCCCUCCCAACAUCAUCCCAAUUUUGUGUUGAAGGGGGUGGACUCUUUACCUUUUAAUAUGUUUAAUUGACAUUUUUGCUGAAAUGUUGAUGACUGAAAAGAAAGUAAAAUAAUUGAAUCUCAUUAUUAAAAUAUGUGCACUUUAGUGUUUUUUUGUAUGUUUUGAAGGUUAAAACAUUUAUUUACAGCAUAAUGAUGAUUUUGGAACCCUUAAUGUUCUCUAAAGAAGUGUUGUAAAACCUUGGGUAGUGGAAGGGCUUUGUGAGAAAAAUUCUGCAAACAACAAUUAAGUCAGCACUUGGCAUUGACGUCCAAACAGAAAAUGAAUACAGUUAUAUUUGAACAAGUGCCCCACUUUUAAUAAUUAUUAUUUGGUGUUUCAUUUCAUUCAUUGCUUUAGCAGCAAAAAUAAAAUCUUGAAUCUAGAGAACAUAAGCAGUAUAAAUCCGUGAGGUAAGCAAACCAAGGUUCAGAGAAAUGCAUUGCAAAAUUUACGAACAUCGUAGCAAUUUACGAACAUCAUAACAAUAGAAAAAACGUACCUAUGCAAAAAACGUAGUAUGCUGUAGAAAUUUUACAGAGAAAAUAACCACAUAGAGGGCGGUAUCACAUCCAUUAAUUUUCAUCAUAAAAGUAAAACGAGAUAAUAUCAAUAAUAUGGAUUCAUUAUUUAGCUGAUAAUCAAUUUAAUGAUGUGCUAAAUAAAAAGUCUAUAUCAGCAAAAA
This is a messenger RNA of Anneissia japonica, 2179 nucleotides long. RefSeq names its product proteasome maturation protein-like. Gene Ontology annotation, biological process: proteasome assembly. The record is from RefSeq and is a predicted model, not a curated record. NCBI's taxonomy places the organism in Eukaryota, Metazoa, Echinodermata, Crinoidea, Comatulida, Comatulidae. Gene Ontology annotation, cellular component: cytoplasm; nucleus. The transcript has 4 exons. The coding region runs from base 49 to 402 and encodes 117 amino acids.